AUGAGCCGCAAAGACUCCUUUGAACUCGAGAAGCGUCUGGAGCAGUAUCAGCAAGGAGCACGAGACCGUUCCCGGACCCCUGAGCCGCGCCGCCGGAGGGAUUCCCUUCAGGAGGAACAGCAUGCUGCAAAGUCUAUCUACGAUGAGGCCAAGCAUGCCACCGUGCCUAUAGCCGCGGCCGCCAUUGCUUCUGCCAUUGCCGUCGAAGAGGAGAGAUCGCGCAAGCACCGCAACGAUCAAGUGACUGAGGAUGGCUCCCGCGACAGAUCCCGAGCUACCAAGGAUGCCGUUCAAGAAGAGGCCGAUCGGUAUUACCGUGAGACUGUCAUCGCCCGCAAGAUCGCCAAGGAUGAGAUCCGCUCGCGUAGUGCGUCUCCUCAUGAUGAGUCUGUCGUCGGCAAGUGGCAGGACCACGAUGAGGGCCCUGAUAUCGUCACCAUCGUCACGCCGCCCGAGAUGGAUCAUCCUCAUGACAAGAGCCCGUACGACGCACCCAACGCCGAUGUUCGCAUUGAUCAUGUUAUUAUCCCCGACGAGCUUGCUCGCUUCCGUCUGCCUCACCGUCAACUCGAUCCUGGCGCACAGCCAAUCUUUCAGUCACGCGAUCCUUCUGCUGAGCGUGAACGACCUCUGCUGAACCUCGUCUUACCCACACCCGUUGUCACCCCACGCCACACGCCCGCUCCUGAGAAACAAGCGGAAGAACAAUCCUCUAGUAGAGGUCAAGAGCCUGUUCAACCACGGUCGGUUACUUCAGCUGAGCCACCUUCUUCUGCGACCGCGCCUGCCACAGAAAUCGUUUUUGGACCCAAAGGCGAGGUUGUGGAAAGGCCGACAACGCCCACAGCCAAGUCAGUCACUUGGGGCGAGAAUGAGACCAAGAGCUUCCAGAUCGAGAGUCCAGAACCUCCUAUCAAGGAGCCGUCCAGCACCUCUAGUAAGUCGAAGAAAAAGAAGAAGAAAUUGGGCAAGAGUUCACCGUGGGGCAUCAUCGCGGCGGGCGUUGCCGGUGGAGCUGCAGCGGCUGCAGUCUCUGAAGCCUCGGAAGCCCCCAAGAUGCGCGAUCCUUUCGAGAGCAAGCCUGAAGAGGACAGAGAGAGACACAGCCCCCCAGAGUCACCAAAGUCUCGCAGCGUCGAGCCCAUAUCACCGAUCAUCGAAGCUGCCCCGUCUAAGCUCACCACGUCGUUCGAAGAUGACGCAGACUUGCCUCCCGCUCCCGGUCCCAAGCCGUCCAGCCCUCAGACAUCUAGAAUGCCUGGCGCCUUUGCGGAUGAUCUAGAAUUCGCCUCUGUUCUGGCGGCUGGUCUUCAAGACACUGGGUUUGACCCCAAUAUUGUCAUCGACAACCCUACCUACAUGCGUCGCGACAGCCCACCAGGACAGAGUGAGCCGGCCGUCUACCAGCAGCCGUUUGCAGAGACUGUCACCGACCUGGGCAUCUAUGGCCCCGAUCAUACCCAUGAUGGGCCUACUGCAGGCGACCGCGGCUUUGUCAUUGGCAAGGUGCCAGAAACGCCAGUAGCAGAGAAGGAAAUGCACAACGGCCCCGCGACCGACUCCCCUCGUGAAAAAGAGCGUCGUGACAAGGGCAAGGCUAAAGAGGUGCCAUACAUCGAGCAGGAGCCGCUAGUCGAAGAGGCUGAACCGUCGAGGAAGCUGAGCAAGAAGGAGAAGCGCAAGCAAAAGGCAUCAAAAAGGCAAAGCCUCGACAACGCGUUACCUGAAGAGACGUAUGAUGCCCCCGAGUCAAGAUCACAGCCUGAACCUGCUCCUUCGUCUGCACCGGCUCCCGUCUACGAAAGACCACACGGCUAUUAUGACGUUCCCGAAGCCACAUCACGACCUGAGCCCAAUCCAUUUGCACCGAUGGAUCAUGCAUACGCUAGACCUCACAGCUACCAUGAUGUCGCCGAAGCCGCACCGCAACCUGCGCCAGAUCCGUACUCGCAAGCAAUGCCUACCUACGAUAGACCUCACAGCUACUAUGGCGAGCCUACAACGGCUUACCGAGACCAUCCUGCUCCCUACGCAGAGACGGGCCCUUCUUAUGAGAGGCCACACAGCUAUUACGACACCCCUCAAAGCCCGGAAACCGUUGUGGCGCUUGGCCCGAAGACUCGUGGAUUCCAAGACGCACCCACCUGGGAUUUGCCCACCUCUUCUGCGACAACACACCCUCAUGACGAGACUCCCGUCUCCAGAGCGGUGGAAUCCGAAGCUGCUCCAACAGACCCUGAAGCCUCCACAUCGACGAAAACAAGCAAGAAGGACAAGAGGAAGAAGAGUCGUGGCUCGAGAUCUGACAUCAUCGUCACAUAUGACGACGAUGAGCCAGAAACCCAAGAGCCAUCUUCUUACACUGAUCCGAGCACUUCCCGCGAGAAACUGCCUGAGAGGGAUUCUUACCGGUCUACAGAUCCCCAAGAGGCCGGCGACGAUGCAUGGGAUGAGUCUGCGAAGAAGAAGAAGUCCAAGAAAUCCAAGCAGAGCUCAGAUGAAUGGACAGACGUCGAGAAACAGAGCGAUUACACCGCGACCCCAACCGUCGAACGAAGCAGCACUCGCGACGAUCUUGAAGAAUGGGACGAUCUCCCGGCCAAAUCUCAGCGGGAUCGUUCCAAGUUCGAAGAGAGAGAUGUGAGCUCUGUAGUAUCUGAUCCAUCGAGCAGACGAGACAAGCGCGAUAAGUCGGAUCGUCGAUCCCGGAGCAGCCGAUACGAGGACGCAGACACCAGUUCGGUGGUCUCUGACCCCUCAAGCCGGCGUGAGAAAUCCGAUCGCCGGUCCCGCAGCAGUCGCUUCGAUGAUAGGGAUGCUAGUUCAGUUGUGUCCGACCCCGCCACACGGAGCGAAAAGUCAGAACGCCGUUCCAAGAGUCGUCGUGAGGACGAUAGAGAUGCGGCUUCUGUAAUCUCUGACCGUUCGUCUCGUCGUGAGAAGUCUGACCGACCCUCGAAUGGAACUCGUUACGACGACGAUGCCAAGUCGGUGGUGUCGGAAAGCUCCGAACGUAAGAGACGCAGCCGAGACGACAAGAAGAGUCCCAGGGAAGACGAGAAACGCAGUAGCGGCUUCUUCAACAACCUGUUUGGAAACAGAAGCAGCAAGGAUGUUUCCAGCAAGGACGAGAAGUCGUCUUUUUUAGAUAAUGCCGGCACCCUUGGCGCGGGUGCCGGCUUGGCGAGCGCCGUGGCAGCUUUGGGCUCCAUGAUGUCCCGCUCCAACGCCACUGAACCGCAGUUGGAAGAGUCGUCAGAUGUUCUUCGAGAUCGCGAGAGAUCCGCCAGUCCCCCGCGAGACCUUGACAUCGUCGACCCUGAGAUCGUGCCGCGGACUAUUAGACCUGCCAUCGACCCUCAGUACGGAGAUUUCCUCCCCCUGCCACCCAGCCCAAUGCCGCCCAGCACCCCUGGCUCUCCCACCCAGACAGACUUGGAUGAACUUCCCGCCUUGCCCGACAGCAGGCCGGAGACGCCACCAGAGGAGCGGAGGCGUCAGCACGAGACCAAGACGCCAAAGACCCACGCGCGCAAGCGUAGCAACAUGGAAACACCGACCAGAAGCCCAAGCCAGACAGCUGUACCCUUUAAGUUGCGACUGGGGCAGAGGUCGGCACCUUCGUCUCCCGGUACCUUCGGAGUCUCGCCAGUCACCUCCCCAGCAGUACCGACGUUCCCCGAGAACACACACAUCACCCCUCCCCACCCCGCUUCCCUGUCCAGGCGCCCCUCGAGGCCCAUCUCAUGGGAGAACAGUCGCGAGAUCAAGCCCCUAUACCUGCUUGAACAGGCUCGUCAAGAAUCAGCAGCCCAGUCAAUGGAGCCACCCAUUGAUUUCCCGGAGCUGCCUCCGAGCGAGCCGUCAUCGCGGGAGUCUCCUGCACCAGAAUUCACUCUGCGUGAUGAGGAUGUGAAUUACUUCCAUCAACUUCAGGCAUCGCCCUUUGAGCCUGACCUUCGUCUUGACACGGAUAUGUCGCGCUAUCCUGAACAUACAAUGCGCCGUUUCAGCUCGCAGGAAACCACCCCGAAGGCAGAGCACGCAAUCCAGCAUACUGGUGCCAUGUUUGAUGCGGCAUCGCCUGGUCUUUCCGCGUCUGCAGAUACCGCCAGGGGGUUGGACUUGUCAGAGCAUGAGCUAGAGAAGCUGCCCGCACUUCCUGCUAGCCCUAUGAGAUCUCCGGCGACGGCCAUUGCCAGUCCUACUCACCGUUCGAACAUCCCGGAGUUCAAGCUAGAGCAGCUACCUGCUCUACCCGACAGCCCCGUAACGCACGCAACUGAGAUGGCCGAACCGGAACAAGUAGAGACCACGUCCAAAGAAAGAAGUUCGUAUCUCCUACACAUGACGCCCCCAUCAAUCAUCAAAAAUCUAAUGGAUCGUGACACACCAGACACACCAUCAAGCCCUACACUCAACCGAUCGCGCGACAUUGCCGCCAAUUUGACCGAGAUUGACCACGAUGGCCACUCCCGCGAUGAUGCUAUUGGCGCUUUACUGGGAGGUGCCGCGGCUGGUCUGGGGGCUGCCUAUCUCGCGGACCGUCUCAAGUCUCACGACAAGUCGGCAGAGAUUGGCCGAGACGCAAAGACCUUGGAUGCUCCCGAGCCAGUGGAACUAUCCAUGGUUGAAGGCAAAAAGUCCAAGAAAGACAAGAAAAAGAAGAAGAAGGGCAAGGAUGCGUCAGUCGAUGGCUUUACCCUUCCCUCAGAUGAGCCUACUUCUCCUGCUCUUACGCCAGAUGCCGACGAGGUGUUGGUGUCAGCGGAGCCCCUUGCAAUUGACUCCAUCGACAAGGGCUUCUUGCCAUCAAUAGACCAGGCUCGCACCGUGCCAAUCGAGGAGCCAGUUCACGCCUCAAAUAACAACACUGUUGACGUUGCGCCCGUCAACAGAUCUGUGGAGCCCUCGGCCGCGAUUCCUUCAGCCGCUGUCUCCUCGAACGAUCAGACUACUUUGGAUGUCUUACCACCGCUUCCCGAUGCGUCAACCGAUGAGCAUGCGCUUCUCUCAACCGAUUUUGGUUCUUCAAUUCAUCGCGCCGAUGACCCACUGCUUUCAACUCAAGAUACUCGGUCCAUAGAGCCCACUGUUCAGGCACCCCACGCAGUCGAGGAACUUCCAGCUGUGCUUGAUGGAAGUGAUCACACCGGAAAAUCUGUCGCGGAGGAGGACGUGCCUGUGAAUCGUAGUGCUCUGGCCGAAGACAUUGCUCCCGAAACCAUCACACCCGAGCUUUUGCUCCAGGAUGACACACCUGAGAAGAAGCUAUCCAAGAAGGAGAGAAAAAAGCAAUUCAAGAUCAAGAAGGCUUGGGAGCAGGCUCAGGCCGAGAUGCAGGAGCUCGAACGAUCCGCCGAGUCGACUGAGCAGAACAGCAAGGCUGCCUCAGCAGACACAACACCGCUGCCCGCCCUCGCGCCUGUGUUUGAACAGACUGCGGAGACGACUGAAGCCGAGCGAGCCGCGGGUUUCCCGCUACCUGAGGUCUCGGAUGAGGUGUUCGAAGCUCCCCUGGAGUCACUAGCUGACGUUCAGCCCACGCCCAAGCCCGAGAUUGCUAUCGAAACAAAGGCACCGUCCGCUUUCCUACCCACUAAACUGGCUGAGAUGGCCGCUGCCGCAGAGGCUGCCGCUCAAGCUAGCGCUGCUCAAGCCAGCAAGAGUCCUGAGCCGUCAGAAGUCCUUCCUGAGCCUUUUCUGGCACCCCCUGUCGAUGUUCAGGAGGCCAGAGACACGGAUGAAGCUGAAAAGCUGCCGGCACUCCCGGUCACGGAGGAGCCGGUUCCCGCCCCCGUCCUAGAUGCGGCCCAAGAACCAUUGCCCGAGGUCAAAAAUUCCAAGGAGGGAGUCGAGACUGAACUGCCUGCCUCCCCUCCAGCUCCUGAGGCUUCAAUCACCGACACUAAGAAGGGUAAAAAGAAGAAGAAGGGCAAGAAAUCUCUGGAUGCGACAAACGAACACCUUCUAUCUACUUCAGCCCCCGAGCCCUCAGCUUUUUCUUCCCAACAAGGCACUCCUACAUUGGACAUCGAGGCAAGGUCUCUUGGCCCCGCUGACGACAUUGCAUCCGUGCAACAAGAGUCCAUUUCCGAAGCGCCAGAAACCAAAUGCGCUGAGAUCCCGCAAAGCCUCCCUGACCAGCGACUCGAUAUCCGAGGGCCCCAUGAAAAGCUCGACACACCAUCGGAAUCACUGCCGCACCUCUCCGAGUCUAACGAUAAGUCAGUCGACCCAUCCGACAGCUUGGCUGAGCAGCAGAUUGCAACUGUUGACCAAGACGUCAAGCCUGGCGACACCGACGUGGCGGCCAUUGACAAGACUCAGCCUGUACCUCUAGCACCAGAAGAAAGUCAGGUCACGCUUGAAGACGACCCCUGGCAGCUAGACGAGGACCCAUGGCAACAGCAGCUUCCUGUCUCUGGUCAAGAAGACAUAUCUGCUUCAAAGAGCGACGAGGUUUCGCAGCCGCCGGCCGCCGAUCAAAUCAUCGAUGACACCCGGAUUGAAUCGCGAGAGGCAGAGGUCCUGGUUGAGGCCGAGUCUACUCCCUUGUCCAAAAAGCAGAAGAAGAAGCUGAAGAAGUCCAAGAAGGAGCAGAUUGCUGAAGCUUUGAACGAACCUGAAGCAAAGCCUUCUUCCACCGAAACGGCUGCAAGCACACAACCUUCUGCUGCGGAAGUGGACUUGGUACCGACCGAUAACGACACUUCUUUAGCUGUCCUCGCAGAACCUGCUGCCGACAAUGCACCAGUCGAAAGGCCCAUCGCAAAAGUAUCGGAGGAGACGUCCGUCUUACCCGAUACUGAACCAGAUGCUACCACCAUACCUCUUCCAGAGGAUGAUGCCGACUUCGUUGAGCAGACCCACCGAGAAAUCAUUGCCGAAGCGGAUGCUGCAGGAGUGCCUCCUCUGGAAGACGCUGCCGAAAAGCCCGAGGUAUCUGAGCCAGCUCCGGCUGAGAAGGAUGCAGCUGCGGUCCCUCUUGCGGAGGAUGUUACCGAAAGAGCCUCCAUCACCGCGCCUGAAACUCCUGACAACGUGCCAGCAGUUGUUGACAACGCAAUGGCAAAUUCUGAGCCUAGUCUCAUGGAGCCGCCACCGGCUGAGCCUAUUCAACCUGAGGUAUCUGGCAAGAAGAAGAAAAAGAAGAAGAAGGGCAAGGGUGCUUCGCUAUCACAGCUGGACGACGUGAUGUCGUCUGAGCCGACACCUCUCCAGUCCACAGGUAUUCAGACUCCUACCGCUGAAGCUCCCAUCAACAAGGCUCCCUACUUUGCCAACGCUCCUGCCACUGAAGCUCCCUAUGUGGAGACUCCUUCCGUCAAGACUCCUUCCGUCGAGACUCCUUCCGUCGAGACUCCUGCCGUUGAGACUCCUAUCGAGACUCCGGCUGCUGAGACUCCGGUCGCUGAGACUCCGGUCGCUGAGACUCCGGUCGCUGAGACUCCGGUUGUUGAGACCCCGAAGGUUGAGACU
This is a messenger RNA of Colletotrichum acutatum, 7482 nucleotides long. RefSeq lists its product as uncharacterized. NCBI's taxonomy places the organism in Eukaryota, Fungi, Ascomycota, Sordariomycetes, Glomerellales, Glomerellaceae. The annotation marks the transcript as partial. The record is from RefSeq and is a predicted model, not a curated record. The transcript has 4 exons.